AGAAGAGAGAGAAGAGUUGCCGCUACGCCCAGAGACACUCUACAGCACAAAAUUCGAGCAACGUGGUGGGGCCCCACCAAACGGAGUACGCGGGCGUCCGGGCGAGGCAGACACUAGGCGGCGGAGGGCCACCGCGUUUCCCGGUGCAGUGGCGUCGUGCGGCUGUGCGGUGGCGAAGGGACCCCGGCGAGGCGAUGCCGCGGAGGAGAGGUUGCCGGCGCGGCUGCCCAUCCCAGUGGCGUGGUGCAGAGGUCCGGAGGAGGCUCGUCGGCGCGGCGUCGGCGGCAGAGGAGGCACAAGGCCGGGCGGGGCCGGCGUCAGGAGAGGAGGCACACGGCGGAGCGGCGAGGCAUGCGGCCGGCCGGCCGACGCCGCACAGUACUGCCGUCGCCGCCGCUCGCGUACGGCAAGGCGAGCCCACCCACGCCGGGCGAGGCCACGCGGAGCUGCCCCAGCCGCCAGUGGAGCCACCGCCGCCGAUGCUCGGUGGUCUGCACGCCUCGGCCAGGCCCGGCGCGUCGGCGGCGACGCAGACGAGACCGCGCGGCGCGGCAAGCGGCCCCGGGUCCAGCGAGGCAUGUAGGCGCCCGCCUCCGUGGGGCGGCGCGCGGCGGGGCGACACCGCCAGGGCGAAGCAGGGCCGCAGCUGGGGUGAAGCAAGGCCGCCGCGCCGGAGCUAACGAGUCGCGGGCGGGGGACGACGAGCGGCGCGGCCACCGGCGGUCCAGCGCUCGCCGCCGCAGGGGCGUGGAGGACGGCCGGUCGGCAGUCCGGCGCACGGUGCUGUGGAGUAGCAUUGGAGCAGCGCGGUGGCUUGCGGAGCUCGACGCCGCCUGGACGUUUGAAACAUGUAAUUAAAAAUUCCAACGUGCGGGGUCCACAAUUUUUGAAGUAUGUAUUUAUAGGUACUCUGUUGGAUGAACCAUCUAUAUUGCUCACUAUAGCUGACGGGGGACAAUAUUAUAGAGAGCUGUUGCGGGUGCCCUAAGCAACUGCUCAGCCAUACUUGUUAUAAAAAAAAACUGCUCAGCCAUACUCCAAUCCAUUCAAUACUUCAAUACCCAUAAGGAAAACCUUCUGUCUAGCUAGGUAGCCACCGGAGCGCCAGGCAUGGAACUCGCCAUGGCGGCAGUGAGCAGCUUCCUCCCCAAGCUGGGCACCCUCCUCACCGAUGAAUACAAGCUGCAGAACGGGGUGAGGGGGGAGAUCAAGUUCCUGGGAGCCGAGAUGGAGAGCAUGCAGGCUGCUCUCAAGAAGGUGUCCGAGCUACCGGCUCACCAGAUCGAUGAUGAUGUAGAGAUCUGGGCGAGGGAAUUGAAGGAGCUGUCCUACGACAUCGAGGAUAGCGUCGACACUUUCAUGGUGCGUGUUGAUGCUUCUGUGUGCACCACCAAACCGCAUAGCUUCAGAAGGUUCUUCGACAGAGCAAUCGGCUUGUUGACAAAAGCCAAGAUCCGUCGGCGUAUUGCAACCAACAUGGUAGAAAUCAAGACCCGUCUCCAUGCGGCUGCCGACAGGCGAGCAAGGUACAAGUUUGAAGACUUUGUUGUGCGGCCUGACAGUACUGUCGUGGACUUCAGGUUGCCGGCUCUCUAUGAAGAUGCAAAGAAUCUUGUUGGCAUCGAUGGCUCUGCAGAGAAGCUCACCGCUUUGCUAAUGCACGGGGAAGGCGCGCAAAGGCAGCAGCUAAUGGUUGUCUCGAUUGCUGGAGUCGGAGGACUUGGCAAAACAACGCUUGCCAAUUCAGCGUUUCAAAGACUCAGAGGAGAUUUUGAGUCUCAAGCGUUUGUUUCAGUCUCCCUUAAGCCAGACAUCAAGAAGAUUUUCAGCAGCAUUCUGCGUAGGGUUAGCGGGAUGGAGUAAAGCAAUGCUGAAGCGUGGAGUCAUACCGAGCUCGUAGACAAGAUCCGUGAGAUCCUUGAGAAUAGAAGGUACAUCAUUGUAAUUGAUGAUGUAUGGGAUGAAUCAGCGUGGACGCUUAUUAAAUGUGCUCUUGUUGACAAUAACCUUGGUAGCAGAGUCAUUGUGACGACCCGUAAUACUGGUGUGGCUAAAUUUUCUUGCUCAUCCACAGCUGGUGCUAUGUAUGAACUACCUCCUCUCUCCGACACAGAUUCAGAAAGGCUGUUCUAUAAAAGGAUAUUUAACAAAGAGGAAGAAAUUCAAUCUGAACUGAAAGAGGUUUCCAGGAAAAUUCUGAAGAAAUGUGGUGGCAUACCCUUAGCUAUCAUUACGGCAGCCAGUAUGUUGGCUAGUAUACCAAACAAAACAAAGUAUGAAUGGUACGGUGUAUACAAUUCUAUGGGUUCUGGGCUUGAAAAGGAUAAGACUCUAGAGAACAUGCGAGCGAUAUUAUCGCUUAGUUAUGCUGAUCUACCUUGCUAUCUAAAACCUUGUUUGCUGUUUGUAAGCAUCUUUCCUGAGGAUUCCGAGAUUCUAUGUUCCUGGUUGGUGAAUAUGUGGGUAGCGGAAGGAUUUGUUAAAGAAAAGAAGGGGAAAACUCUUUAUGAAGUAGGAGAGAGUUACUUAAAUGAGCUAUUUAAUAGAAACAUGCUUCAGCCGUUGAGGAUAGAUGAACACGGCAGAGCAAUAUGGUGCCGUGUACAUGAUAUCAUACUUGAUCUCAUCAUUUCCCUUUCAGCUCAAGAAAAUUUUGUCACAAUAUCAGAAGAUCUGCGGCUCAUGCCUUCACCGUGCAAAGUCAGGCGGUUAUCGCUGCAGAGAAGGAAGGUAGACACAGAGGAACAUAGAGAACAAGAUAGCAAGACAGAUGAAGUGAUUGUUCAAGGAGCUGUAGACAUGUCUCAUGUGAGGUCACUCAUUGAAUUUAGCGAUGCUUCAGACUCGGUGCCAUUAUCUCUUUCAAGGUUUUCAGUUCUGCGUGUUCUGUGUUUGAACCUUUUCCCAAGGAACAACCAUCCUAAGGUUAUAGGGACUUUCCAUCAUUUGAGGUACCUGAAGCUAGGUGGUCUGCUUGAAACAGAGCUUCUAGAACAAAUUGGAAACCUACAGCUUCUCAAGACACUGAAUUUACGUGCAGCAUCCAUAAAAGAAUUGCCAGCAAAUAUUGUUCAGCUAAGGCAACUUGAGAAUCUGCUUAUUCGCUGGCGGGUGGGAUUGCCAGAUGGGAUUGGGAGUUUAUGAUGCCUGCAAAAGCUGUUAUGCGUUGAUAUGUCCUGUGCAUCACCAUACACGGGGAUGGCUAAUUUACGGUCAACCGUACGGUAGGCAUCUGUACGGUCGAUUUUCUGACAUCAAUUUUUUUUCCGUUUUUAAA
Messenger RNA from Panicum virgatum (switchgrass), 3277 nucleotides. Its product is annotated as disease resistance protein RGA5-like. The coding region runs from base 2083 to 3144 and encodes 353 amino acids. NCBI's taxonomy places the organism in Eukaryota, Viridiplantae, Streptophyta, Magnoliopsida, Poales, Poaceae. The transcript has 2 exons. The record is from RefSeq and is a predicted model, not a curated record. Gene Ontology annotation, molecular function: ADP binding. Gene Ontology annotation, biological process: defense response to other organism.